AAAAAGAAAAAUAAAAAGAAAAUUUUUAAAUACAACUCGUCGAGAAACGAGACCGAUCGAUUGAGGUACAGAGCGAUCAUAAAGCCGCUACGCCAGAAGAUGAGUCGUCGAACGACUUUGAUGGUUGCGUUAAUAAUAUGGGUAGUCUCAUCGAUACUAUCGCUACCAAAUUUGAUUUUUUUCAAUAUAUACACCGUCACUUUUCCCAACGGUGACGUCAGAUUGGUUUGCUACGGUGAUUGGCCCAAUAAGGAUGAUAAUCAAUUCAGCCUCACAGAAUACAUAUAUAAUGUUUUGUUUAUGGUGCUGACAUAUUUUUUGCCAAUCGGAUCGAUGACUUAUACGUACGCAAGAAUUGGACUUGAAUUAUGGGGCUCACAGAGUAUUGGUCGUGAAAAUGAUGAUCUCUGUUGGCUACCAUUUCACGUUUACUUCAUUGUUGUAUCUUCAGUACCAGAGUUAACCAACGAACCAUACAUCCAAGAAGUUUACUUAGCCAUUUACUGGUUAGCAAUGUCCAACAGCAUGUACAAUCCUAUGAUUUACUGUUGGAUGAAUUCGAAGUUUCGGCGAGGAUUUUCGGUAGUGUUCCGGUGGUGUCCAGGCGUUCACGUGGAACCCGAACAUGCGUUGAGCAGAUCGGAAGUAAUAACACGUUACAGUUGUACAGGAAGUCCAAUCGGUAAUACGAGGAUUUCAAGAAAUGGUAUGUCCUGUAGCACGUCUUCUGUACACAGUCUGAGUCUCAGUUGUGUCUCAAACGCAUCUCACUUAAAUAAAAAUCCAUUAUUAGUACCCUUUGAUAAUCACAAUCUCUCCAAUAUAAAAAAUGAUGAUUAUGAUGAUGAUAAUAUUGAGGAUGAUUGUACUGUGAGAAUUCCGAUGCACUUGCAAUCAGGAUCAAUGAGAUGUCGGAACAAUAACAACAAUGGAAACAGCAGCAAUGGCAGCCAGCACCUCAACCAGUCAACACGGCAACUAAAUCCUUACUCUCAAGUCCAUGUUUCC
Molecule: messenger RNA, 1008 nt
Organism: Cotesia congregata
Lineage: Eukaryota; Metazoa; Arthropoda; Insecta; Hymenoptera; Braconidae
Source: the annotation of a GenBank genome assembly